Molecule: messenger RNA, 504 nt
Organism: Echinostoma caproni
Lineage: Eukaryota; Metazoa; Platyhelminthes; Trematoda; Plagiorchiida; Echinostomatidae
Source: the annotation of a GenBank genome assembly
CAUUUACUGGAAUAUGUUUUGUCUGUGAUCGAAGAUGAGCAACUUAUCAUAAAAGCCAAGGUGGACAUUCUCAUGGCCGUGUAUCUGGUCAAGAAAGCUUGGGCGUCUGCGCAUCCGCACGUACUGAGCAAAGCUUUCAUGAAAGCAGGGUUCAAAUCCACAUUGAUUCAGCCGGUGAUGCGAUUUGAUCGAGGACUUUACUCAUUGUGUCUAUUGAUGAUCGUCUUUUUGAAGAAGAAAUCGCCUGGUUGGAAUUUGAUAGUGAAGAAAUGUGCAGAAAUUAUUGGAUCAAUUGAAGCUGCUACAAUGGUCACCAAAGCCACGGUCAUUCGGUCCAUCGAUGGGCUCUGUCGUACCAACGUGCAAACGGAUGAACGAUAUUCGCGAUUGACUGGUAAGCCGGCGCUGAAUUAUCCCGGAUAUCAAAGUGCCCCAUUUGACACGUGGCUAUCCAAUGUGACCAGUUUGAUCAAACAUGCCGUUCGUGAUGAGAUUAAUGUCUGA